GCUCAACAUCAACAUCCUCAGAACGAACCAUGCCUCCAAAGAUUUUCCUAACAGGUGCCACAGGCUAUAUCGGUGGCGAUGUAUUACAAGCCCUCUACCACGAUCAUCCUGACUAUGAUUACACACUGUUGAUCCGGAGCGAGGCAAAAGCCCAAGCCGUCCAGAAAGCAUUCCAGAAAGUGCGAAUCGUACUGGGAGGCCUGGAUGAUUCCCAGAUCCUCCAAGACGAGGCCGCAAAGGCCGACAUUGUUCUCCACACAGCAGAUGCUUCAGACCACGAAGGUGCAGCCAAGGCCAUCGCCGCGGGACUUCUCAAGGGCCACAGCAAAGACAGACCCGGCUACUGGCUUCAUACUGGUGGCACGGGGAUUCUGACGUACCAGGACUCCGACAACAACUUUGAAGGACUAGGCACCUGGUCCGACAAGGAGUACAACGACUGGACAAAAGUUGACGAACUCACCAGCCUGCCAGACCAUGCCUUCCACCGCAACAUCGACAAACUCGUCCUGGACGUCGGAGUCACGAAUCCAGAUGUUGUUAAGACAGUGAUUGUGUGCCCACCGACUAUCUAUGGACGUGGCCGUGGGCCUGGUAGUCAAAGAGGCCGACAAUUGUACGAGAUGGCAAGUUUGAUUCUCAAGAGACAAAUCAUCCCAGUGGUCGGCCAAGGCCAAUCGAGGUGGAACAACAUCCACGUCGCUGAUCUCACCGAGGUUUUCAAGCUGCUGGUUGACAGAGCUGUGGAUGGAGACGCCAACAACACCGACAUUUGGGGUAAAAAUGGAUACAUCCUCACGGAAAACGGCGAGCAUUUGUGGACCGACGUCGCCAAAAAGCUCGCCAGCAUUGCCGAGAACAAGGGCUACAUCAAGUCUGCACAUGAAAGCCCCCUGAGCAAGGAUGAAGCACUCGAGGCCGCUGGGUUCGAGGCCGUUAGCUGGGGCCUCAAUUCGAGAGGCAAAGCAGAGCGGGCUGCCAAAGCUCUAGGUUGGAAACCAACCAGAGUCCUCGACGACUACCUUGAUGAGAUUAUCGAGGAUGAACAUUUGCGGUCGAGCUAGCGAAAGGCACCGGGUCUUGAGAGCUGGGAAGCUAUGUGGACAUGUCGAGCAGCGAAUGCAACCUCGAAGCGAGGUAUCGUGGAUCAGAUCAGCCCUAGGCCUUCAAAUCAUAUCAAAUGAUACCAGGAUGGAACAUGUCAAAGAGUAUAGAUUCAGCAAAACUCCCCAAACCAAAGUAACUUGUAAC
This is a messenger RNA of Exophiala mesophila, 1251 nucleotides long. RefSeq lists its product as uncharacterized. The record is from RefSeq and is a predicted model, not a curated record. The transcript has 4 exons. Bases 30 to 1064 code for a protein of 344 amino acids. NCBI's taxonomy places the organism in Eukaryota, Fungi, Ascomycota, Eurotiomycetes, Chaetothyriales, Herpotrichiellaceae.